AUGUCAUUUUUCGAUACAACACCUGUCGGUCGUAUUAUCAAUCGUUUUGCUAAAGAUAUUGAUUCUGUAGAUACAACAUUACCUAAUGCUUUUUCUCAAGCACUUACUACACUAAUUACUGUUGUUGCAACAUUAAUAAUACUUAUCUAUGGAUCAUGGAUUGCUAUAUUUGAGCUUAUACCACUUACUAUUCUUUUUGCUUAUGUUCAGCGUAUUUAUAUAUCAUCUUCUCGACAACUUCGUCGUCUUGAUUCUGUUACACGUCUUAGUUCAAUUCGAGCUUAUCAUGUACAACAACGUUUUAUUGAUAUGUCUGAUAAAUUUAUGGACAGAAAUCAGUCAUGUAAUUUCGCUAGUUCAGUUGCUAAUAGAUGGCUUGGUGUUCGUUUAGAAAUGAUUGCUAAUCUAAUUAUAUUAUUCACAUCAAUUACUUCUGUAUUUAUACGUAAUCAUUUGACAGCUGGUACUGUUGGUUUAAUGAUUACUUAUGCUUUGCAAAUUACAAAUUCACUUAAUUUACUUGUACGUACAUCAAGUGAAAUUGAAACAAAUAUUGUUAGUGUAGAACGUAUCAAUGAAUAUGCUGAACUCAAUUCUGAAGCUCCAUGGGAAAUUCCAGCAAAAAAACCAUCAUCAAAUUGGCCGACGAAUGGAAGUAUUCAAAUUAAUGAAUUAUCAAUGAAAUAUAGAGAAAAUUUGCAGUUAGUACUUAAGGAUGUAACUGUUAAUGUUGAAGAUGGAGAAAAGAUUGGAAUUGUCGGACGAACGGGUAGUGGAAAGACCAGUUUGUGUUUAGCACUCUUUCGUAUUAUCGAACCGACUACUGGUACAAUUAUCAUUGAUAAUGUUGAUAUUCGUUCUAUUGGUUUACAUGAUUUGCGAUCAAAGAUUACUAUUAUUCCACAAGAUGUGGUUAUUUUUGCUGGCACUGUAAGAUUUAAUAUCGAUCCAUUGGGUAAUUACAGUGAUGCAGAAAUUUGGACUGUGUUAGAAUUAGUACAUAUGAAAGGACGUGUGAUCUUAAUGGAAAAUGGUUUGUCAUAUCUUUUGGCAGAAGGUGGUCAAAAUAUGAGUGCUGGUGAGAGACAAUUAUUGUGUUUAGCACGAGCUCUUUUAAGAAAAAGUAAAAUAUUUAUACUCGAUGAAGCGACUGCUGCUAUUGACAUGGAAACCGAUCGUCUUAUCCAACUCACUAUUCGAUCAGCAUUUAAAGAUGCAACUGUACUAACGAUUGCUCAUCGAUUGCAUACAAUUUUAGAUAGUACUAAAAUUCUCGUUUUGUCCGAUGGUUGUGUGCAAGAAUAUGAUGACCCGAUACGUUUAGCGACAAAUCCGAAUUCAGCAUUUGCUAAGCUAUUACACGAUGCAAAUAUUCGUCCGUCGAACAUCACUACGGUUCUUACGUCUCGACGAUCAAAUGUAUCUUCAUAA
Rotaria sordida is the source of this 1431-nucleotide messenger RNA. The record is from the annotation of a GenBank genome assembly. NCBI's taxonomy places the organism in Eukaryota, Metazoa, Rotifera, Eurotatoria, Philodinida, Philodinidae.